AUGUCCUCCUCGACCACUGCUUCCCCUUCAAACACCAACACCAACACUGCCUCUGGCUCUUCCUCCACCGCCGCGACCUCGUCCGUCUCCAUCCCCCAGACAGCGGCCAACGGCGGUGUCACCGUGACCCAGCCCCCGAGUUCUGCAAGCGCGAGUUACUACAAGAUCGCCGAGGACAGCUGGGUCACUUUUGGCUGGAACUUGACUAGUCUCUACGUCCAACCCACCUCCCUCACAGUCAUCGCCUCCUGCUCCGCCAACGGCUAUACCUACUCCGUCGGCCCCACCACCUCCCCCUACAACGUCUUUCCCGGCAACACCACCCAAAUCGAGUGGAACCCCUGGCAAUGGGAGCAGAACCCGACCCAGGUGGCGUUUGCGGAGGCGACGUAUGUGCUCAAGAUUUGGGAUGAGAGGGGGGAGGGGGCGGCGGCGACGGCGGGGUAUAUGAGUCCGUAUUCGGGGACGAAUUUCAUGAUGUAUAGGCCGGCGGGGUAUACAAGUAUUGCUGACGGAUGGCAAUACUCGAACGCAUUCCAUACACUCACCCAGCCGGCGCAUCUCAUGAUGCUCUGCACACUGCUCAUCACGCUCCUCUCGGCUUGGGGUAUCCUCCGGCGAUAG
Molecule: messenger RNA, 624 nt
Organism: Cryptococcus wingfieldii CBS 7118
Lineage: Eukaryota; Fungi; Basidiomycota; Tremellomycetes; Tremellales; Cryptococcaceae
Exons: 3
Coding region: 1-624 (207 amino acids)
Source: RefSeq, a predicted model, not a curated record